AUGAUUGCGACAUGGGGGGAGCUCCGUACACGAGACGAACUAAAGCACGUUUUCUUUAUCCCUUGCGAUUCGCAUGGGCUUCAGCUUCUGAUGCAAGAUCUCCUCAGUCUGCCAACGAUAGUGUCUGUAUUCAAGCGGGCUGCAAGCAUUGUGAGCUACUUCAAUACCGCUCAUUUACAGCUUGCCAAACUUCGAGCCUUGCAGCAAAGGUUCUAUAAAAAGGAACUCUCUCUCUUGGCAGUGGUGAGUACUCGGUGGGGUACUCAGUAUCGGAUGUUGAUGUCUGUGAAAAGAUCCGAGCAGGCUCUUCGCGCAUAUUUCACAACACAUACGGACCUUGGCGAGGCUGGAAGAGAGUUGGCAACUGUGGCUAAUUACCAUAAGUUCUGGGGCCAGUUGAAUGAGCUUCUGGUUCUGAUCGAGCCUUUGGAUGAGGCGAUCCGGAUGUCGGAAUCGGGCGGUGCAAAUCUGAUGAAAGUAGUCUGCCGGUGGAUGUCCUUGCGAGCUCAUAUUCAGCAAUGUCAGGAAGGGAGCUCGCUCGGCAAGGACCUGGCUGAGUUCAUUCCACAUGAUCUGACUCCGCGGAUUGACCGUCAACUGACCGACCUUCACUGGGCUGCGUUUUAUCUGGACCCGAAAAAUCACAGCUCCAAGACCCCUAUUACGAAGCGGGACCAGGUAAUCAGGACGAUUCAAAAAUACUGUGUUAGUCCGGAUAACAUUGAUGCAUCUGCGGAAGCUAUUGAUGAGUUCUUUACUUUUCGAGGUCGUCAAGGGUCAUUCUUCAAAAGUGUUUGCUGGGAUUUCAUCGAUAACCCUAUUCGUUUCUGGAGAAUGCAGGUAAGCACACCUUAG
Penicillium argentinense is the source of this 855-nucleotide messenger RNA. RefSeq lists its product as uncharacterized. NCBI's taxonomy places the organism in Eukaryota, Fungi, Ascomycota, Eurotiomycetes, Eurotiales, Aspergillaceae. The transcript has a single exon. The record is from RefSeq and is a predicted model, not a curated record. The coding region runs from base 1 to 855 and encodes 284 amino acids.